AGAAGCGGAAGAGGAAGAAGAAUCGAGAAGGCAAUGGCGGCAUCGAACUCGUACGAGGAGCAGCGCCGGAGGCAGAUGGAGGAGAACCGCCGGAAGCUGGAGGAGCUGCGCCUGCACCACCUCUCCGCCGCCGUCCGCGAGGCCGCCGCCAGGCCCAACCCCAACCCCAAGCCCAAGCCCAAGCCGCCCGACUACCUCGAGGGCGCGCAGCACCGCGACGAGCAGGGGGUGUACGCCGCAUACGACACUCGUAUUUGGAAAGGACCGACCGACGAGGAGAGGGCCGCCGCCGUCGCCAAGGCCGAGGAGCUCCGGCGCCGGAUCCACCGCAUUCGCCGGCCCGCCUUCGUCAAGACCUUGACCCACGUCUGCGCCAGCAGGGCAAAACUGAUGAUGAUCCCGAAGCACUUCAUCAAGCACCUCCCGGCGCACGAUGAGGCGGUCGUCUUGGUGGAUGAGGCGGAUGUCGAGUUCCACAUGCUGUGCAAUGCCAGCAAACAGGGCAUCUGCUACCUCAGCAAGGGGUGGAGAGAGUUUGCCGUCCACCAUGACCUUGAAAACGGCGAUUGCUUGGUUUUCCAGCUGAUAGAGAGCGCAAAGUUCAAGGUCUACAUUUUCAGAGCAAACCCAGACUAUGAAAGCGAUCGAACUUCCGACGACUCUGAGGAUGAACAGUAA
Messenger RNA from Triticum dicoccoides, 678 nucleotides. RefSeq names its product B3 domain-containing protein Os06g0194400-like. The coding region runs from base 34 to 678 and encodes 214 amino acids. The record is from RefSeq and is a predicted model, not a curated record. Gene Ontology annotation, molecular function: DNA binding. The transcript is spliced from 4 exons. Lineage: Eukaryota; Viridiplantae; Streptophyta; Magnoliopsida; Poales; Poaceae.